AAUCUCCUUCUGAUUUCAGUUAUCUACAUAUGUUUUACAAGAAGUUUUAAGUGAUUCAGUACUUACUACUUUGGAAGCUUUUUAGUUUAAAAUUUCCAAUUAUAUAUUAUACCUGGUGAUUUGUGUGAUUCUAAAUAAUUGUGAAAAGUGCAUGAAUUAUUUAAUUACUUUACUACAAGAAUAAAUAGUAAAACUACACUUCCUCAGAAUAAAUAUUAUCCAUAGACAAUAAGUGGAACCGUGGUGAAUAUUUAUUUCAUCAAUUUGAAUUGCGGCCAGUACGCUUGAAAAAUAUUUUGAAGUGUCACAGACUUGCGUUUUUAUCGAAAUCCCUCGUAGUGCCACCUCAGUAAUAUAAUUAAACAGCGAUUUAUUAAUAUUGCAAAUAAACUUUGUGUUGGUAAUGAAAAUUUAUUCAAAUUAUUGCGUUUGACUUCUUCGGCGUGAGUGAGAAUCGCGUCGAUUGUGCCAGAACAACAAACCGAUGUGUUGAUAAUUUAUCGAUAAUGUUUCAAAAAGCUGCGAAUUUCGGAUCUGACGAUGGCAAAUAUGGGCAAAGAGACUUUUUUAGGAGUAAUGGCAAAACUCUAGCCAGGCCUUCGUCGUGGUCCUUCAAUGGAAUGUUGGAUUUGUCCUUACGAGGAAAUAGCAUAAACAGGGCAAUUCAAAAAAAGGUCGAUCCAGAAUUGAUUUUCACCAAACAAGAAAGAAUCGGCAAGGGUUCGUUUGGAGAGGUUUUUAAAGGUAUUGACAACAGAACUACGCAAGUAGUCGCUAUCAAAAUAAUCGAUUUAGAAGAAGCCGAAGAUGAAAUCGAAGAUAUUCAACAGGAGAUUAUGGUGCUGUCGCAGUGUGACAGUCCCUUUGUUACAAAAUAUUAUGGAUCUUACUUAAAGGGUACAAAAUUAUGGAUUAUAAUGGAAUAUUUGGGUGGCGGGUCAGCCUUAGAUCUGAUGAAAGCGGGAAACUUCGAAGAAAUGCACAUUGCUAUAAUUCUAAGAGAGGUAUUAAAGGGAUUAGAUUAUUUACAUAGCGAAAGGAAAUUACAUAGAGAUAUUAAAGCUGCGAAUGUCCUGCUUAGCGAAAUGGGAGAUGUUAAACUAGCUGAUUUUGGUGUUGCCGGCCAAUUGACCAAUACAACAAGUAAGCGAAAUACCUUCGUCGGAACCCCCUUUUGGAUGGCUCCGGAGGUGAUCAAGCAGUCCGCGUACGAUUCUAAAGCUGAUAUAUGGAGUUUAGGCAUCACAGCCAUAGAACUUGCCAAAGGAGAACCUCCCAAUGCAGAGCUUCAUCCGAUGAGGGUGUUGUUUUUAAUUCCGAAGAAUAAUCCUCCCCAGUUAACAGGAAGCUAUAGUAAACAAUUCAAGGAUUUUGUGGAAGCAUGUUUAAAUAAAGAUCCAGAAAAUAGACCAACAGCGAAGGAGUUAUUAAAAUAUCCAUUUAUAAGAAAGGCGAAAAAGAAUUCCUACUUAAUAGAUCUUAUAGACAGAUACAAAAAAUGGAGGUGUACUAGGAACGAAGAAUCUGAAACAGAAUCAGAAAAUUCCGAUUCUGAGGAACCAAAACAGGAUGGUGACUUGGAUGACCCAUGGAUCAUGACGGUGAAAGGAAAUAUGAAAUUACCCCUGGACGAAAUACCAUCUCCUAACCACAAAGCUGGAAAUAAAGUUCAAAACGGUUCGGGUCCUAUGUUGAGCAAAUCUCCUCCGACUGAUUCCAAUCUCAAUCAUUAUAAACCAGAUAAAUCUAACUUGUCAAAAUCUCCGGGAGUACAAUCGCCAUUAGACAACAGAAAAGAUAAGGACAGGGAUCGAGAAAAAGAAGCCGAAAGAGAACGGGAACGUGAGAGAACAGAUGUAAAGGACAAAGAAAAGAGAAUAUCUCGUGAAUUGAGUCCAUUGGAUCACCGAGGUGAUAGUAUAGCGGCGGAAAAGAAGGCGAAUAGAAAAUCUGGCUCAAAUUAUAGUGGAAAAAUCGAAAGUAGAUCGCCGGUACUUGGAAGUUUUAUAUACCCGCUUAUAUCAGAGUUACAGAGAAAGCACCAGUACAACAGGCGAAGCGCGGAAGCGUCUCAUAAAUCAAGUGACGCGAUAGAGGAGCUCGAGAAUGCAUUUGAGAUUGCUGAGAAGACAAGCCCAGGUAUAAGUGAAAUGUUCAUUUGUGAAUUGGUGCAAAAAUUGGUGCCAUCCAUUUCAGAACAGAGACUUAAGGGGGUGUUAGAUAAAGUUGUAAGGGAUACGUUGUAGGAAGAAUUUGGUAUAGAUUUCAGUGGAGAGUUGCUAAUUGAAAAUUUGUUGGUUCGGUUGAAAGUUAUUCUCUCGUUAUUCCAAGUUGUUAAAAAUACUUACCAUUUACAUGACAAUAUCUUAUAUCUAUUGAGCUUAUUACUGGUUAAAUUUUAAGCAGACAUUCUUCUUAUAGAGUAAUAGUUGAUUAACACCACUAUACCCCCUCACCGUUCACAUUUUCCAAGGCAAUUCUACGUCAAACUUAUCACAUCUAUUUAUUAACUAAACAUAACUUAAUAACUUCUUAGCAAACUUGGCAAAUCCAGUAUAUUUGAUACACCGAAGUUAAUUAAUUCAAAUUUAUUCAUUUAAAUUGUUUUAUAAAUUUGAUUAUUUAAUUAACAUAUCUUCAGUUUCCAUCAAACGUCUUUAACAGUUAUAAUUAAAGACAUCGAUCGCUAUAUUAUAGAGUUUUAGUGUUUCGCAUAAUCAACUGGUUAUGUGAAUUAUUUUAUUUUACUUUAAAGUUUUGAUUUUUUAUAUAUAUUUAUUUAGCAGCAAUUAAACUCUUUUUCUAACUUAAGAACGCUUUAUUUGAGUUUCAAGACUCUUGAUGAAUUUUCUCAAAUGUGGAUUUCUAAUUUAUAGGGAAACGUCUCUCCAUCUCCUUUAUAUCUUAAUGAAACCUCUCUCCCUGCUCCUUGGUGACAGUUCCAAGAUGUUCGGCUUAAUAGUCAACGUGGGAAUCCAGAAAAUGAAGUUUGACGCUCAUAUUGCAUCCCAGUUUUUUUUAUAAUUUUCGACCAUGUUAGCUACAAUUUCUUUAUAGUUUGCAGACUUGUUGUUUCCAAGAAAACCGUCUAUGACUUCUACGAAAGAACUCCAUGCUUCAGAUUCAUCCUGGGUCAUUGUAUUCUAGAACAAUCUGUCCGAUUUUAAAGUUCGAAUUUGAGAGAAUACAAAAAUUUGUUCCUUUAAGUUUAGCUUCAGAAAAUGCAGGAUUUUUGUCGCACAGAUAUUUAAAGCCGUCACCUUGUUUACCUAAAGCUUUGACAAACUGCUUCAUCAAUCGUAACCUUAUGUGAAGAUGAGGCAAAAGAACUAAUUUUGGAUCAACUAGUGUCUCAUAUUGCACAUUUUUUUAUCCUGGUACAAGUCUUUCUCUGAGUGGUCACUCUUUCUUAACGUAAUGUAAAUUGCGUGCUUGACUGUUCCACUCGCACAAAAAAUAUGGAUACUUUCUGAAUCCAGACUGCUGACCCAAAAGUAUGGAUAAUAUUUUGAGAUCUCCACGGAGUUGCCAACAAUAUUCGCUAUACUUUAUUUUAUUUAGCAACAGCCCAAGAUUCUCAUAUGUUUCUUUAGAUAGACAGAGUGAGCAACAUACAUUGAGGCAUAAGUAUUACUAUUGUGUAACAAGACACCCUUCAAACUUCUCUUAGAAGAAUCAAUAAAUAAAUAGUAAUUGUCAGCUCCCAGUUUUAUGCCUACUUCAGGAGUAUUAUGACAAUACACCAGUAAGCCCUCUUGAGAAAAAAAUUAGAGAAUUCAUUGAUUUGAUUGGUUGCCAGUCAAAAAGUGGCGGCAAAUAUUUUUAAUUCAAUUAAUAGUAAUUUAUUUUUGACAAAUAUUUUAUUUCGUUAUGCAUGUUUUUUAUAUCAAGUUAAAAGCUUUUUUUUUCUUAAUAUGAUGAUAUUAGGUUGCCUGAAAAAAAAAGGUCACAAAUUGGGAUUGCCAAUUGUUAAACGACGCGAAUUAUCAAAGUAAAAUAGAGUAAGGGCGCAGCGACACUAGUUUGACAAGUGAUAGUAUGUAUAUUAUUAUAUAUCUAUUAACGCAUGCUUUAAAAUCUCACACAACUGACGCUUCAAACCACUAGCGUGGCGCGCUAGCUGUCUUUUAUUUUAUUUUUGAUACCUCACGUUUUUAGCAGCUGAAACCCUAAUUUUCGACCAUUUUUUCAUAGGAAAACUUAUAUAAACAUAUUAAGAAAAAAAUUAGCUUUAAUUUUAUAUAACAAACAUGCACAUGUCAUAAGCAGCGUAUUUUAUUUAAAAAAUAAAUGACCGAAAUUAAAUUUUUGUCAAAAAUUAAUUGAAUUAAAAAUGUUUGCGGCUACUUUUUAACUGGCGCCCUAUUAUCAAUGUAUUCUCCUAAUUUUAAAUGUAUGUACAAAUGUGAGAAUGAUUAACUACGUUAUGAACAUAGUGAUUCUGUAGUGGGAUUUUAGGCUAUAAUUGUAUCGUUUAUUAGAACUGAAAAUGCUUCUAUUUACAUAUGCUGCAUAGCUAGUGGAAACGAAGUACUUAUAGUUAAUUUUGAAUGCUUUGUAUCAAGAAUACUGGAUUUGGUUCUUAAAAAGUAUUUUUUAGAAAUUUCGACAUUUGUAAUUAGAAUUGUCCUCAGUAAGGUUCGAGUUUCCAAGAUUAUUUAGUUAAUAAUGUUUUUCAUUAUGGAAUAAAAACGUUAUGCCAUGUCCUCUUGGGAUGCAUUGUAUAUAUGUAUAUCUAGAUUGACCUAUAUUCUAUUAUUAAGAUCAUAUUUUUUCUUGCAAUGUAUUUUUUUAGAUGUGUAAAUAUAUAUCAAUAAAUAGUUACACUGUUA
Diabrotica balteata is the source of this 4832-nucleotide messenger RNA. The record is from the annotation of a GenBank genome assembly. NCBI's taxonomy places the organism in Eukaryota, Metazoa, Arthropoda, Insecta, Coleoptera, Chrysomelidae.